AUCCCGAUGUUCUUUCUGUGCUAUAUUUUGGAAAACGCAUCCGCGCAGCGUCGUAGUAGGCACGAAGAUUCCACGGAGAUCGGCUCGUGAGAUUGUGAUCAAACUUGAAACAGAAAGCAAACAGCAACCAGAAACCAGCAGCAACAUGAGCAGCGUCGUAGAUGAGGAUCUUACCCCCGAGCAGAUUGCCGUGCUACAGAAGGCAUUCAACAGCUUCGAUCACCAGAAGUCUGGCUCCAUUCCCACCGAAAUGGUUGCCGACAUCCUGCGUCUGAUGGGCCAGCCCUUCGACAAGAAGAUCUUGGAGGAACUCAUCGAGGAGGUCGAUGAGGACAAGUCCGGUCGCUUGGAAUUCGGUGAGUUCGUGCAGCUGGCUGCCAAAUUCAUUGUGGAGGAGGAUGCCGAGGCCAUGCAGAAGGAGCUGCGUGAGGCCUUCCGCCUGUACGACAAGCAGGGCAAUGGCUUCAUUCCCACCACCUGCCUGAAGGAGAUCCUGAAGGAGCUCGACGAUCAGCUGACCGAUCAGGAACUCAACAUGAUGAUCGAGGAGAUCGAUAGUGAUGGUUCCGGUACAGUGGAUUUCGACGAAUUCAUGGAGAUGAUGACCGGCGAGUAAAUAGACGCACUGCGUCUUUUUGCCCAUGACCACGCCCACAACCACCAACACAGACACACAGAACACCCGAUACCCAUACACACAUACACACAUCCACACACACAGCUGCAUCACAUGCACACACCUAUACACCUCUACACACACACACACACACACCGGUACACCUGUUGGGCACACGUUUUGACUGUUUAUAUUUGCACACUUGUUUCACUCCCCCUCCACGGCUGUAUGCUCUUGUGUUUCGGUGGGAGUGCAAACAAAUCCAACGAAAUAAUGCCAAAUACUAGUAGAAAUAGAAAUUUUUGUACUACUUUUUUAUACUAAAAGAGCAGCAACAACGGAAAGCUGUGUAUGCAAAAAAAAAUAAAGUGUUAUGCGCUAUGACA
Molecule: messenger RNA, 1002 nt
Organism: Drosophila guanche
Lineage: Eukaryota; Metazoa; Arthropoda; Insecta; Diptera; Drosophilidae
Gene: TpnC73F
Product: troponin C
Exons: 4
Coding region: 146-616 (156 amino acids)
Molecular function (GO): enzyme regulator activity; calcium ion binding
Source: RefSeq, a predicted model, not a curated record